Molecule: messenger RNA, 712 nt
Organism: Scophthalmus maximus (turbot)
Lineage: Eukaryota; Metazoa; Chordata; Actinopteri; Pleuronectiformes; Scophthalmidae
Gene: fabp7a
Product: fatty acid binding protein 7, brain, a
Exons: 4
Coding region: 86-484 (132 amino acids)
Biological process (GO): fatty acid transport
Cellular component (GO): nucleus; cytosol
Molecular function (GO): fatty acid binding
Source: RefSeq, a predicted model, not a curated record
AUUAAAUUUGGCCGCAGGACGCGCUGCGGGUUUUUCCCCGCACUGAGAUCCGAGAGACUGAACUGGUCCUGAAACAUCUGCAGACAUGGUUGAUGCUUUCUGCGCAACAUGGAAACUGGUCGACAGCCAGAACUUCGAUGACUACAUGAAGGCGCUGGGUGUUGGUUUUGCCACAAGACAAGUGGGCAAUGUCACCAAACCAACAGUGGAGAUCAGCCAAGAUGGGGACAAAGUAGUGGUGAAAACCCUGAGCACCUUCAGAAACACAGAGAUCUCCUCCAAACUGGGAGAGGAGUUCGAUGAGACCACACCCGAUGACCGCCACGUCAAAUCCACCUUCACCAUGGACGGAGACAACCUUGUUCAAGUGCAGAAGUGGGACGGGAAAGAGACCACAUUUGUCCGAGAAAUCAAGGAUGGGAAGAUGGUGAUGACCUUGACCUUCGAGGGAGUCCAGGCCGUCCGCACGUACGAGAAAGCCUAAACUUCAGCAUCCACUAGGAAGAGCAAAUCAUCUCCUUUAUUGUUUUGUUUAGUUGUAUGCAGUGAUUUGCACUUCACUUGUUGUUUUAACAUGUGAUAGAUAUUCGGGGGGAAUCUUUUAUAAGACCUUUUGUAAGAAAUUCAGACUGUGAAGGAACUGAACUGUUUUCAUUAUGUGCAUCAAAUGUGAAAAAUGGAGAAAAAAUUUAAUAAAAACUGCUUGACUACA